Molecule: messenger RNA, 583 nt
Organism: Cydia strobilella
Lineage: Eukaryota; Metazoa; Arthropoda; Insecta; Lepidoptera; Tortricidae
Exons: 2
Coding region: 37-459 (140 amino acids)
Source: RefSeq, a predicted model, not a curated record
UUAAACGAUAAACUAAUACAGGCUAUACCGGUAAGGAUGAGUUUCAAGAAUAAGGUUGUCAUAGUGACGGGAGCGAACUCGGGCAUAGGCGCGGCGACGGCGCUUAUGUUCGCCAAGGAGGGCGCCGACGUGGCGCUCGUGUCGCGCACGCAGGCCAAGCUCGCUGCCGUCGCCAAAAGCAUCGAGGCGCUCGGCAGGAAACCUCUUACCAUCCAAGCCGAUCUCUCCAAAGAAGCUGACACUGCCAUCGUCGUUCCUAAAACUGUAGAACAUUUCGGAAAGUUAGACGUGCUGGUCAAUAAUGCUGGCAUAUCCCCAGCGGGAUCUUUGACGGAAGGCACGGUAUUACAAGCAUAUGAUGAAGUGAUGAGAACCAAUGUUCGGGCGGUGAUUCAAUUGACAAGCCUAGCGGCGCCACAUUUGGCGAAAACAAAGGGUUAUACGUCAGGCGCUUAUUGACGCUACCCUCCUAGGUUUCAUAGCUACGAAUGAAGAAAUUGGCGGUGUAAUUUUGUUCCUAGCUAGCGACAAGGCGAGGAGCGUCACUGGAUCUAACUACGUCAUGGACAAUGGAUGGACCAUG